AUGUUCGGCAUCACCAAGUUUCACGAGUGCAUUAAUGGCCGGUCAAACCUGACCAUCUACACCGACCAUAAACCAUUGGUGGGUUUCUUCAAGCCUCACGCACCGACACCGGAGCACAUUUCACCACGGCUGCUCCGCUGCAACGACGACAUCGUCCCGGACGCAGUCGGCAUCCACCUGCUAGAGCUGUCCAGCGGCAUCCCCGUCAACAGGAAGGACAUCGUAGAGGCCACCCAACAAGACCCGGUUCUCCGCGUCCUCUACGACGCCCUCUCCACAACCUGGCCUGACGUCAUUACCACACCGCUACAGCCCUACUACAACAUCAAGAUGGAGCUCACCACCCUGGACGGCUGCAUCCUCCGCGGCGACCGCGUCGUCGUGCCCGAGGUCCUCCGCGGCCGAGUGCUAGCCAGCCUGCACGCCGCUCACCACGGGAUGACAAAGAUGAAGGCGAUCAUGCAGAGCUACGCAUGGUGGCCCGGCGUCACGACGAACAUCACUGACAUUGUCAAGGCCUGCCCCACCUGCAGAGAACACCAAAGAAACCCCACGCCCUCAUACACUCCGUGGCCAACACCAAGCCGCCACUGGGAGCGAGUGCACGGCGACUUCUGCUACGUGGACGGCCAGAACUUCCUCAUCCUCAUCGACGCCUGGAGCCGCUGGCCGGAGAUCUACCCUGUCAGAAACCUCACAGCCGCCGAGCUCAUCAGAUGCGUCCGGACAGCGUUCGCGACCCACGGCGUGCCCAAUCUCUUCGUCUCGGACAACGGACGUCAACUGGUCAGCCCGGACUUCGAGAACUUCCUGGCAAGAAACGGGUGCCAACACCUCACAUCGGCCCCGUACUUCCCUCAGAGCAACGGCCUCGCGGAACGGACAGUCGCCACCUUCAAAGGAUUCGUCAAGAAAUUCAACGAGGGGGACUGGCACGCCCGCACCGACCGCGCGCUCUUCGCGAUGCGCAUCACGCCGUCGUCCGCCACGGGGGAAGCCCCAGCAGUUAGAGUGUUCAACCGUCCGCUCCGCACCCCGUGGGACGUGAUGAAACCAACACCACCCCACCCAGAACCUGAAGCCAACCGCCUGCCCCGCCUGGAGCCUGGACAGCCGGUCAGCUUCAGAGACCACCGCCCGGGCGCUGCGAAGUUCUCUCCAGGACACAUCGUGGCUACCCUUGGCAACAAGAUGUACACUGUGCGGGACGCCACAGGACAGAUCCACGUCCGCAACAUCAAUCAACUACAUCGCGCCCCGCCAGACCCACCGACGCCGGCCCAGCCCCGCGCCGCCCCCAAGAAGGACGUCGCCGCGGACUGGACCGUCCUGGACAUCGAGGACGACGGCCCGCAGCCCGACCCAACACAGCAGGGACGAUAA
Frankliniella occidentalis (western flower thrips) is the source of this 1383-nucleotide messenger RNA. RefSeq lists its product as uncharacterized. Gene Ontology annotation, biological process: DNA integration. The transcript has 3 exons. NCBI's taxonomy places the organism in Eukaryota, Metazoa, Arthropoda, Insecta, Thysanoptera, Thripidae. The record is from RefSeq and is a predicted model, not a curated record. The coding region runs from base 1 to 1383 and encodes 460 amino acids. Gene Ontology annotation, molecular function: nucleic acid binding.